AGAUUUCCAUAUAUUUGAUUACUACUUUUUAAAUUUAAUUUUAAAGUCAUAUGAUAAAAUUUUAAUUAUUCUAUUAUUAUGAAUUAUAAUUAAGAUUGAAUGUCAAUAUAAUAGGCUGUAAAGUUACCGACAGAGUGAAAAAAAUAAAGAUGGCGUUGCUCUCUAUUAUUGAUUAUUAGUGUGUCACAAUAAAAUCGUCGAAUGCAGUAUUUUUACUCAGUGUUUUUCUAACUCUCCCAACUACUGCAAGUCAUUUAUCACGAAAACAGAAAAAUAAAUCCAUAGUUUCAUUCCCUAAAGUGAAUCAGUCAACAGUCAAAAUAAUUCCCUCACGGAUAAUCAUGGAGGCGUGUAAUACGGUUGAGCGUGAGCUCGACAAAGUAUUGCGUAAAUUUGAGGAUAUCAAUGAGAAGGCUGGUGAAGUGUUGAGUGAUUUAAUCAAUGAGAUUGAAACGUUGAAACGAGAAUUGGACGAAGCACCUCCUGAACAAGAGUUGACACCGAGUCAAGUCCAAAUACUCAAACAAGCGAUGAAAAAAGUCCGUGACACUGUUCAAGAUUUGGCUACUAAUCAUCGUGAGUCCCACAGCACAGUCUCCAAAGUUGGAAAAGCAAUUGACAGAACUUUCAUUGCGGAUUUUGCUAGUACCAGUAGGGAAGAUGUAUUCAAUAGUGCUGAGAAAACACAUCUUUUGAAUCAAGUGAUUUGUCAACAUUUUUAUCGACAAGGAAUGCUGGAUAUUGCGGAUGAACUUGCUGCUGAAACUGGCAUAAAGACUGAUGAAGGAAGGAAAGAGCCAUUCACAGAAUUGAACUAUAUACUCGAUUGUUUAAAACAGAGAAAUCUCGAGCCCGCUUUAGAAUGGGCUUAUAAUCAUAGAGAUGCACUUCUCGGCCAGAACUCAUCACUAGAAUUUAAACUUCAUAGAUUACAAUUCAUAAGACUAGUGGAACAGGGCCCUAGUAGUCAAGCUGAGGCAGUUAUGUACGCACGAAAACAUUUAACGCAAUUUGUAAAUCGUCAUGAGAAAGAGGUACAGUCCCUGAUGGGGACUCUAUUGUAUCUGCCAAAUGGAAUACAAUCAUCGCCCUACAGUCAUUUAUUGGAUCCAACAUUAUGGCUGGAUAUUCAUGAUGUUUUUACCAAAGAGGCAUGCACUUUAUUGGGUUUAAGUGUGGAUAGCCCAUUGUCUGUGUGCGUGAAUGCAGGAUGUACAGCAUUGCCUGCAUUACUCAACAUAAAACAAGUAAUGCAGCAGAGACAAGUCACUGGCAUUUGGAAUGGAAAAGAUGAGCUUCCAAUUGAAAUAGACUUGGGUAAACAGAGUCGUUACCAUUCGGUCUUCGCAUGCCCCAUAUUACGUCAACAGAGCACUGAGAAUAAUCCCCCAAUGAAAUUGGUUUGUGGUCACGUGAUAUCCAGGGAUGCACUUAAUAAAUUGACAAACUCCAACAAGAAUCAAUUCGUUUCCAGGCUCAAGUGUCCAUACUGCCCCGUGGAGCAAAAUCCAGAGGACGCAAGACUUAUUUACUUCUGAACUGCAAUAUUAUUGUUGGAAUAAAUCAAUACUAAUCGUUUUUCAAUUGAAGUUCUCCAUGAAAUUCUUCGAUUGUUUAGAAAUUACCAGUGAUAAAAAAAUUGGUUGUGUAUUUUUAGCACAGCAAAUAUGGAACCUUUUUUUAUUUUUACCUUUCAUCUGUUAGUCGAUGAGCGGAUUUCAUGCAAACCCCAAUUGUCAUAAUAGAAGCCGUAAAGAGUUGUAUUUGAGAAAAUGAAACAAAACAGAAAGAAUGUCGAUAAUUUCAUAGUUUCGUACGAAUUGGUCAUUUCUUAUAAGUUGACAAUUUUAAAGAUAUAACGAAUGAUCUAAGGUCAUUAGUUUAUAAUAAAAAUUGAUUCAAAGUGUGUUGAGUUUACCAGCUAUUAUGAAGGGAACUAGAUAGAUUUUUAUUGCACUCACCGACCCUCAUAAUAUUUUGUAAGAGAUAAUGUAAGUAUAGUUAAUGAAUUUCAAUCGAAAUGCGUAAUGAAAAAUUUUAUAAGUCACGCUGAAUAGUGUGCUGAAAUAAAUCUUUAAGUAAUAAAAUAUAUAAAACUCAAAACUA
Diachasmimorpha longicaudata is the source of this 2106-nucleotide messenger RNA. RefSeq names its product E3 ubiquitin-protein ligase RMND5A (gene Sou). Lineage: Eukaryota; Metazoa; Arthropoda; Insecta; Hymenoptera; Braconidae. Gene Ontology annotation, biological process: proteasome-mediated ubiquitin-dependent protein catabolic process. Gene Ontology annotation, cellular component: cytoplasm; GID complex; nucleus. Bases 342 to 1538 code for a protein of 398 amino acids. The transcript is spliced from 6 exons. The record is from RefSeq and is a predicted model, not a curated record. Gene Ontology annotation, molecular function: protein binding; ubiquitin protein ligase activity.